CAGUUAAAUUAUUACCUUACUUAUUACUUUUCUGGCUAAAGGAAUGAGUAUUUGUCAGUUUCCAGAAAAAACUUCUUCUGAAAUAUCACUAACUAUAUAUUUCUGCCUCAUCAUUUCACCAAAAACCACACUGGAUCUCGGUCAGAAGAUGUUACAACACUAGGUCAUCGAUAGUAAAAGUGUUGUAUUAUUCUCUUCAUGUAGCUAUAACUCCUGUCACCCACGUGUGAUUAUAUUUCAUGAUGCAUGUUAUCAAAAGAAAUCCAGAGUCUGUGUGUGUGUGAUGAUGACGAGACGUCUCUGCUAAUGAUGGAUGACAGGAACAGACGUGAGCGGAUCAGACCUGCACACACACACCUGGAUGAAGACAGCUGUCCUGCUGAACGAGCUCCUAAAGGUUACAUCGGAGCAGGAGAUGUUGUACACACUCGUUCUACUCCACUGCGUGUAAAGCCAGGAUGUAAAGGUCCGGCCAUCAACAGAGACCUCAAACCUGGGAGACUGCCCAAGAGCUCCUCAGAUGGACGAUUGGAGUUGAUGGGAUCUGCUGAGAGGGCUUUCACAGUCCCACACAGGCCGGUGAGAUCAUUACCCAGAGAUCACCUGCGUUUACCGCCUCCACCAGUACAGACCAUCACUGACUGUCCUAACCAGUUUAACCAGUUUGAUGAGUCUCCUCCGUCCAGACCUGCACCAGAACCAGCGUCACCGCUGACCAGAUCACACACCAGCAGACCAGCAUGGACACAACCCAGUCCGAGUGAGCGAGGGAAUGUUAAUACUUCAUCAUCUUCAAGUCACACGUCUCACAGGUUUUCUCUGGAUCUGGAGUCUCAGGAUUUGGACAGCUGCUGUGAGAGAGAGACGAGCUCGCUGGAUUCACACGUGAGGAAACAGCAGCAUCACGAAUGGCCUCGUGCUAAAGGAGAAGCCCUCGGCAGCUUCACCAACCACAGCAAACCUGCACAGGGAUUGGAGGAUCAGAACUGGUAUGUUGGUGCGGAAGGAGCCUUUCUAGUGCGCGACUGCUCGAAGAACACUACCUAUGAGCCCUUGGUCCUCGCUGUGUUUUACAGCAAAAGAGUGUUUAACAUUCAGAUCCGCUUCAGUGAUGAAACCAGCAAAUACUCUCUGGGAACAGGCCUGAGAACCAAUGACAGGUUCGACUCCGUCACCGACAUCAUCAGGUUCCACUCCAUUUUUCCCAUCGUUCUCAUUGAUGGGCGGAAACCUUCGGAGGCAGCCAAUCAGGGGAGGCAGUGUGUGCUGAUGUACCCAAUCACAAAGCAGGAUCUGACCGAGCUGUUGAAAUAA
Molecule: messenger RNA, 1314 nt
Organism: Carassius auratus (goldfish)
Lineage: Eukaryota; Metazoa; Chordata; Actinopteri; Cypriniformes; Cyprinidae
Product: cytokine-dependent hematopoietic cell linker-like
Exons: 17
Coding region: 247-1314 (355 amino acids)
Biological process (GO): cell surface receptor protein tyrosine kinase signaling pathway; intracellular signal transduction
Source: RefSeq, a predicted model, not a curated record